UAAAUAUGAUAGCAUUCUUAUUGUUGCUUGGAGUUUAAGGUUAAUAUCUUCCCACAAGUACUGGCUGUUAGGGAACAGAUUAUUUAUACAAAGUUGGAGAACUAUCUUUCUGUUUUACUUGUUAAAAAGGAUGUAAAAGCUGUUGUGAUCCAUUAUUGUGUAAUGAAUGUGAAGACAGAUACAGAUUUAAUUCAACCACUUCCACUUGCAUAAGAUGUCCAGUACUUAAAGAUUUCAUAUUAAGGUUAACUGUGAAGUAUGUGAACCUGAUGGCUUAUUUUCUAAAUGUUCAAAAUGUGAAACAGGAUAUAUCAAAUAAGAAGAUGGUAGUUGUAAGAAAUGUGGAGAUGAUUGUGUGUCUUGUUCUUUGGCAGAUUAUUGCUCAUAGUGUGCAGAUGCUUUCUAUGUAGAAAAAGGAAGUAAUAAAAAAUAAUUAUGAAUUUGUAUAGUUUGUAAGGAUUGUGAAUAUGGAUGUAAAAGUUGCACCAAGGUUGAAGAAUCAGUAUUUGUUUGUGAUACAUGCAUUGAUAGAUAUUAUCUAGUUGGAGAAAAGUGUACAAAAUGUCCCACUGGAUGUCUAAAAUGUGAUGACGAUUUUACCUGUACUAGUUGUGAAGAAGCUUAUGUCUUGAAGGAAACUAAACUAUGUGAAUUUUGUACUCCAAAUUGCAAGAAAUGUUCUGAGAAUACGUGUACCGAAUGUUAAACUGGUUAUGUCUUAACGACUGACAAUUAAUGUCUAGGUUGUCCAGAUAUCAAUUGCGAAAGUUGUCAAUAAAAUGAUAGAACUAAAUGUACUAAAUGUGCCUCUAAGUUUUAUUUACUUAAUUAAACCUGCAUUGCUUGUGAUAUCAAUUGUAAAUAAUGUGAUACUCCAGGACAUUGUGUUGAAUGUAAACCAGGAUACUUUAUUAAAAAUGGAGUUUGCUCUGCCAAUUCUAUCAAAAAUUGUUAAGUAUAAAAUGAAACUGCAUGUCUUACUUGUGAAAGUGGCUAUUAUAUUAAAAAUGGUGCAUGUAGUCCUUGCGGUGAUAAUUGUUUAUCAUGCACGGGACCUUCAUUUUGUAAUUAGUGUGCUACUGCUUAUUUUUUCAAUGGAUUCUCGUGUCAAGGAUGUGGUACUGGUUGUGAAAAAUGCGUGGAUUCAAACAUAUGUCUUAAAUGCACUUAUGGGUAUAUAGUAUUUAUAUGUUCAAUUAGUUUUUAUGUAUCAAAGGGGGUUUGUGAAAGAUGCAUAGAUGGAGUUUGUUAAUGUUAAAUUAAAGAAACUAUGAUAGAGAAUUAGAGCCAUUAAAUCAUAGUUCUGAUGUUGUUAUUAUUAUUGAUAUUGUAAUGA
Molecule: messenger RNA, 1336 nt
Organism: Paramecium octaurelia
Lineage: Eukaryota; Ciliophora; Oligohymenophorea; Peniculida; Parameciidae
Source: the annotation of a GenBank genome assembly